AUGGCGUCCCCUCGCAAAAGCACCCUCUUUCAACAAUUGCCGCGGGAAAUUUUGGACAAAUUCAAGAAGUUUCGUGAAACGGGAAAGUUCUGUGAUGUAACGCUGGUGAUCAACAAUGAAGAGUAUCACGCACACAAACUCGUCCUAGCCGCAUCGAGUCCAUAUUUCGAGUCAGUCCUCAAAUCACAUCGGGUUUCGACCGAGCACUUGGUCAUCCCCCUCAGUCCGAUAGGAUCCAAGUCGUUCCAGAGCGUUCUCAAUUACUUCUAUACCGGAUCCAUACUGGUCGAACCCGCGAACGCACUCGAGGUUCUUCAAAUCGCCAACUUCCUCUUAUUGUUCAGAAUGAAAUCAUUCAUUGCCGAAAUCCUCAUCGGUUCGCUGUCGAGCGAUAACGCUCUGUGUUUUCGGGACACAGCAAUCAAACUCUAUGUUCCGGACCUUCAUCAAGCGGCCUGCACUUUCAUCGAGAACAACUUCGAACGAAUUCGGCCGAAUCUACUUUACCUGGAAUUCCACAAAUUAGAAGAGCUCCUCCAAGACCACAGACUCAGCAUUCCCCACGAUGCAAGUCUUGCCAGUUUGAUCGUCUCCUGGGUUUGUCUCCGGUUUGAGAAACGCGUCAAGUUUCUCCGGAUCCUAAUGACUUUCGUCGAGUGGAACGAUUCGAUCGCCGAACAGAUUCUCUCCCAAGCGGCCAAGCGGAUACAGGCCAAUGAGCUCCUACCUAUAAUCCUGGGUGUUUUCGAAGAGCUGAAAAACAACAGGAGUCUGACCGCCCCGGAGUUCGACCCAAUCGCUGCUCGGAUGAAGUUGGAAACGAUGGCAGUGAAUGCCGCAAUAGAUUCGAUCGCGCGACAAGACGACUCCAAAGACGGAACGGAUUCCGUCGACGACGAAGACAACAGUGACGAUGAUACCAAUCCUUCAAACGGUUCCGCUCUUGUUGAGGAGCUCGGUGGAGACUCGAACGACUCCGACGAUGAAGCAGCUGUUGUUGGCUCGAACGAGACCGCAGACGCUCUUCAAUGUGGGAAAUGCUCCUUCGUAGCCCGCGGAAAACUGAGAACGGCCCUCAUCUACCACCACACGGUGAAGGUCCACCUCAAGCAGAUCAGUUACAAGUGCUCUCUCUGCGGCUUCGUCUGCUUCUGGAAGCGCCAAUUCACCGACCACUUGAAGAAAGUUCAUUUUCCGAGGAGCCCUCCGUACCGCUGCGACGUCUGUGAUGUGAAAACGGAGAGAAUUUCCAGUCUUGUCCGCCACCGUCGCAAACAUCUGACUGAUCGGCCGUUUACGUGUGAUCUCUGCUCGUACCGAUGUCGGUUCAAGGCUCAGCUCGUUGAGCACUGCAAGUCGCAUAACAUCGAGAAACCCUACGCCUGUGAGCAUUGCCGCAGAGCUUUCGCGGUGAAAAUCGCUCUGGACUCCCAUAUGCGCAUCCACCAAGGGGAGCGGUAUCUGAAGUGCGACCGAUGCGCGUUCCGAACUCGCUACGAGCAUCACCUAGCGAUGCAUCGUAGGAUUCACCUUCGGAGAACGAUGUCUUGCCCUCUCGGCUGCGAAUUCAAGUCCGGGUCGUGCAGCGUGAUGGAAGCUCAUAUUCGGGCUCACCCUCAAGACCGGAACCACAUUUGCCAAUUAUGCGGAAAAACAUUUUUGGACAAGACUCAUCUCGCGCGUCACCUGCGAUCUCACAAUAGCAAACCUUAUCGAUGCGCGAAGUGCGAAUAUUCAUCGCCUAGACGUGAUUACAUGAACGACCACGUGAACCGAUAUCACGACAUGAAAGCCACAGCAGAGAAGUGAAUUUACGAUCUGAAGGUCGUAUUCCGCGGUAGGUUUGUCGGACCUCAAGCUAUCGGGAAAACUUUCCCCCGGAAUCGCUCGACCUCUCGAGGUUCACGGAAAGUUUGCAACUCACGAGCGACACAGUGAUAAUCAAGGAUCUUCCGCCCGGCAAUGUGUAAUUGAGGAUUAUAUCCUCCUUGAUUGUAUGGCGGUG
Messenger RNA from Galendromus occidentalis (western predatory mite), 2005 nucleotides. RefSeq names its product myoneurin. Gene Ontology annotation, cellular component: nucleus. The record is from RefSeq and is a predicted model, not a curated record. The transcript has 4 exons. Bases 1 to 1809 code for a protein of 602 amino acids. Gene Ontology annotation, molecular function: protein binding; DNA-binding transcription factor activity, RNA polymerase II-specific. NCBI's taxonomy places the organism in Eukaryota, Metazoa, Arthropoda, Arachnida, Mesostigmata, Phytoseiidae. Gene Ontology annotation, biological process: regulation of transcription by RNA polymerase II.